CGUCGCGGCGGACGUCCACUUCGUCAAGGAGCGCGAUUCAGUGCGGCACGAUCGGCAUCGGGAAGACGAGCCUCUCUUCCAAAGUCCUUCGAACGUGCAGGGGAAACGCUCGAGAAGCUCUCGAAAACUCACGAAUCGAUAUCGGGCCGUUCGAUCCGUUCCCGACAAGUGUUUUUACUUUAAUUUUUUUUUUAAUUUAGUCUCACGCCAUGUGGAAUCACGUCACUCAUUUCUUACGACCUCUUACACUUGCUGCCUCCAAUAUCUUGUUUAUCUCGUACGGUUCAUCGACUUAUGUGCGGCUCUCUCGUGCCGGUUCAAAAAUCCUUUCGCGCACAGAUUUCUUUAUAUAGAAUAUUGCUGACAUGCCAUAGCUUAACAAUUGUGUUAAAGCCAGACGCGCGAGAUAAUUAUCCGGUAGUCGCGUACAGUGCUUUAUGAAGUAGUGUUGGUGUACAUUUAAUAAUAUUGAUUGGAAAUUUUGACGUUUUGGAAUUAAUUCCAAAUACCCAUUACUGCAGGGUAAAGGAUGGCUGCUACACCCUCUUCUGAAUUAUUUGGCCUCACUUCAUUUCUCGGAUCUAGGAUACAUAGAAAUCUGCGCCUUCGCAAGAGAGCCACGAUCGCGGUCGAAGGCACGGCGGACACCGUAUAAGGGAUGAGCCGCACCGAAGCUCGCAUCGAAUUCGAGCUGAUCGUCUUCCUGUGACAAUAUGGAGGAACAGGAGUGACUGUACCCUGGAGGAACUUCUGAGCCCUAACACAAGUAACUGACUUGCGACAUGUGUUUGUGACUGAAUAUAGACUUACAUCGGCGGAAAAUAAUGCUUAGAACUAUCAUAUACCUUUGUAUAACCUGACUGUAUCGCAAAGAUGCAAGCCAAGAAACGCUAUCUACUAUUGUUCGUAACAUGCGCGUUUCUUGGUUACUGCUACUUCGGCGGGUACCGUUUAAAAAGCGAAAACUGGACAGGCAGAUCUCAGUUGCCUUACGAGCGAUUGCCUUCAUAUUUAAGUCUAAACGAAGAGUUCUAUGACAAAGAUUUAAAGACAUCCAGCGGGGCUCUGGCUACCACGUCACAGCGUACGCGGCACUGUCGCAUGGAGACCUGCUUCGACUUCACCCGGUGCAAGCAAGGUUUCACCGUGUACGUUUACCCGGUCGAGGAUGUGAUAAGUCCGCUAUACCAAAAAAUAUUAAACGUUAUCACAGAGUCGAGAUACUACACGUCGGACCCGGCGCGAGCAUGUAUAUUUGUCCUAGCCCUGGAUACGUUAGAUAGAGACCCUUUGUCUACUGAAUUUGUACACAACCUCCCCUCGAAACUGUUGCACCUGCCAUACUGGAAUAAUGGAAGGAAUCAUCUGAUAUUUAACUUGUACUCUGGCACGUGGCCCGAUUACGUGGAGGAAUCGUUGACCUUUGACAUGGGUUACGCCAUGCUCGCCAAGGCCAGCAUGUCCAUCUUUAGGCACAGGCCUGACUUCGACGUGUCGAUACCACUGUUCGGUAAACAACAUUCGGAACGUGGCGGAGAACCCGGGCAAGCGUUAGAGAAUAAUUUUCCCAAUAAUAAGAAAUACGUGGCGGCAUUUAAGGGGAAGCGAUACGUACACGGUAUUGGAUCCGAGACGAGAAAUGCUCUCUAUCAUCUGCACAACGGCAAAGACUUGGUGUUCGUUACGACUUGUCGUCAUGGGAAGGCCUGGAGAGAAUUGCAGGAUGAACACUGUCAGCAGGAUAAUCAGGAGUACGACACAUACGACUAUGAAAUUUUAUUAAUGAACGCUACGUUUUGUCUGGUUCCGCGAGGACGACGAUUAGGUAGCUUUCGGUUUCUGGAAGCCCUGAGAUCGGGAUGUAUUCCAGUCAUUUUAAGUAACGGUUGGGCUCUUCCCUUUCACGAGCGCAUCGAUUGGACUCAGGCUGCAAUAUUUUCCGACGAGAGAUUGCUGCUCCAAAUUCCAGACAUAUUAAGGUCCGUGUCCAAUGUACAAAUUCUUAAACUACGACAACAAACACAAUUUUUAUGGGAGAGAUAUUUUUCCUCUAUUGAAAAAAUUGUAUUCACUGUGUUUGAGAAUAUUCGCGAGCGUUUGCCAUGGGAAGGUGCACGGGAAAGAAUCGUCUGGAAUACUAAUCCCGGAGCACUGACAAUUUUGCCGCAAUUCGCCGACAGCCAGCAAGAGCUUCCCUUUUCAAACAGUAAUCCUGGUAACACUUUCACUGCCAUAAUCUAUUCGCAAUUGGGAUCCACCGCCGUACUUUAUCGUUUACUUAGGAGCCUGGCGAAAAGCAAAUAUCUAGAUAAGAUAAUACUUAUGUGGAACUCGGACAUUCCGGUGCCAAGGAAGCCACGUUGGCAAGGUAUCAGAGCGUCAAUCCACGUUGUCGCGGUUGACGGCAUAUCUCAACGUUUCUAUCCUCAUCCGUUAAUCAAAACUAGUGCCAUAUUGUCGCUCGACGAGGACGCCACUCUAAAUACCGACGAGAUUGACUUCGCUUUUACGGUCUGGCGGUCAUUUCCCGAUCGAAUAGUGGGGUAUCCAGCGAGGUCCCACUAUUGGGAUGACUCAAAGCGUUCCUGGGGUUACACCAGCAAGUGGACAAACGACUACAGUAUCAUUCUCACCGGUGCCGCUUUUUACCACCGCUAUUAUAAUACUCUAUAUACCGAGUUAUUGAGUUCGACUCUCCACAAGACCGUCGAGCAGUCGCAGAACUGCGAGGAUAUACUCAUGAACUUCCUGGUGAGUCACGUAACCCGAAGGCCGCCUAUCAAAGUGACGCAGCGCAAGCUGUACAAAGAUACCACGGUAGCUGGCAUCAGAUCGCCGUGGAACGACCCGGAUCAUUUCAUACAGCGGCAAACGUGCAUGAAUACAUUCGUCGCUGUUUUCGGGUAUAUGCCACUGUUGCGAUCCAAUAUGCGACUGGACCCGGUACUGUUCAAAGAUUCCGUGAGCAAUUUGCGCAAGAAGUAUAGGCAAAUUGAACUAGUUAGUAAUUAGAAUUGUACACACAUUGCUCGAUUACGCGUGACUAUUUAAUUUUUUCGCUGGACAACGCGAAAUCUUCGCGUACGAUACUAGAUCUAUUUCUUUUUAGCGGCGCUUAUCUUUUCUGCACUUACGGCGAACAUAAGGGUCAGAAAAGAUAUUGUAUGUACAGAACAUUCGAGGAAAUGUGAAGGAAAGAGCGAAUUGUAAACAAGUGCAAUAUAAGUAUGAGCUAAAAGAAAACAGAUCUAUCCGUCAUACGAAAUGUACGCGUAUAGAUGUAUGGGGAAUAUUUGCGCGUUUACGUGCUACGCCAUAUUAGGCUAUCGGUGUUGUCGGGCAGCAAAUCAAAGUCCGUUAUUCAGCGAGGACGCAUGGUGAUAUCCCCUGCGAUUUAUUUGCUAGUAAUUUUGUACAAAUUGUAGAGCCGUAAUGAUGCCGUUUCUAUCUGACGAUGUCUCGCGCAGCUAUCGCUAACUGCAGGUAACAGCAUUUAAUUGAUGUACAUACAAAUCGUUUCGUAAUUAUUAAUUUAAAAAAAGAAACGAAGAAAAAAAAGAAACGAAAGAAAAAAAAAGAAAUGAAAGAAAAAAAAGAAACGAACGAAAAAUUAAUUUAAAAAAAAAGAACUUGUUUAAGAAACACUUGGAUUUUUCACAUACUGGCCAUUGAAAUCGUUUAAGCAAUUUGAUAAGAAAAAAAAAGAGAAAAAGAAAAAUCAAAUUUUUCUGACGUGCGUGUCUUCGUGCAAUAUUUAUCUUGCAGCUUAAAAAAAAGGCAAAAAGGAACAAAAAGAUAGCGCGUUUGUAUGUAUAACGAUAUUUUUAAUCAUAGAGAUUUUCAAAUGUUUUUCUAUUUGAAUAAAUGUAUUUCAUGUAAUUCUUCUUAGAUUCGGGAGAAGUUCGUAUUUACGUAAGAAAUCCGUAAAGUCUUAGGGGCAGACUUCGUCAAGUGCUUUUUGAUAGUGAUGACGUGAAAGUCGAUGUUUGUAUUGAGACGGGAGGUGCACAAGCAAGAUCUGUUUAUAUUUAAAAACAAUUGUAAAGAUGUUAGGAUUUAAUGCGCUCAUCGAUAUUUUUCUUGCUAUCGAAUAAUUUUGAUGUGGUAUGAUUUUAAGCAUCGUCUUAUACUAACCCUCCCUCCCCCUUUCGCCCCUUUUUAUCCCUCUUCUCUCUUAAAAUAUAAUGUUUCGUAUAUUUGAAGUUGAUCAAAUUUUAUAUCCAAAGAGAUUCUGAUUCGAUUUAUCGAAUUGUGCACAAUUGUUUAUGUGCUAUUGCGUAUGCUGCAUUGUUUUACUUCGUAACCAAGUUCUAUCGAUCGCAUUGGUUCACGAGCGGACUUCGAGUCCAAUAAGCAUAUUUAUUUAGUUCAGCAUAUCUAUCUAUUUGAAUACUGCCGAGUUCUCAGGAACGUGCUUGAAGAAAAAAGGGAGAGAAAUGAAAGAAAAAAAAAUUUUCUUUGUUCAAGGCGUCGCAAUAAUAUCUAGUCGUUUACACCGAUAUACGUUGUUACACGAUGAGAGAAAUAACAUGUAAUAAUCCCUCGGUUAGAAGGACCGUACAAUAAUGUGGCAUCUGCAUACGUCCCGAAGACGGAAAGCUAUUUAUG
Wasmannia auropunctata (little fire ant) is the source of this 4608-nucleotide messenger RNA. It is a transcript of the gene ttv, whose product is annotated as exostosin-1. Gene Ontology annotation, molecular function: glycosyltransferase activity. NCBI's taxonomy places the organism in Eukaryota, Metazoa, Arthropoda, Insecta, Hymenoptera, Formicidae. The record is from RefSeq and is a predicted model, not a curated record. The transcript is spliced from 8 exons. Gene Ontology annotation, cellular component: membrane. The coding region runs from base 874 to 3012 and encodes 712 amino acids.